Molecule: messenger RNA, 2489 nt
Organism: Paralichthys olivaceus (Japanese flounder)
Lineage: Eukaryota; Metazoa; Chordata; Actinopteri; Pleuronectiformes; Paralichthyidae
Product: mitochondrial import receptor subunit TOM40B
Biological process (GO): protein import into mitochondrial matrix
Cellular component (GO): mitochondrial outer membrane translocase complex; mitochondrial outer membrane
Molecular function (GO): transmembrane protein transporter activity
Source: RefSeq, a predicted model, not a curated record
CUCACCUGGAGACGCUGGCGUUGUGUCGCACACUCAGUCGUCCGGCAUGAAACAACACCCGAGGAACGUUGCGGGUGCAGCGUCACAUCUGGAGGAGGGAGCCACACUCACAGCAUCAGCUCAUCCCAGCAUCACUGCCAUCGUUUCCUAAAGGGUUUAUCAAAGAAGAACGUCCUGCUGACAGUUUAUCUGAUGUGCAGCGAUCAGUUCCGCCCGGAAUUUUAAGGCGUUUUGAUCGCAUCGGACGAAGGAAGUGUUACACCCACAUGGGCAGCGUCCUGGCUUUGUCCUCUGGUCCGGGCCAUCAGAACUGGCCUUUCUCCCCGGACCCCCCUCCUUCCCGCUGGGACGCACAUCCUGCUCACUGGGACAGUCCGCCGCGCUGGGAAAGGAGAGAUGGCCGCCUGCCCAACCCAGGCAGCUUUCACUCUCUCCACAGAAGCUGCAAAGAUGUUUUUCCUCAACAGAUUGAAGGAGUCAGGAUGAUCCUCAAUAAAACUCUGAGCAGCUUCUUCAAGGCCAGUCAUACUCUGCAUCUCAGUGCUGUUAGUCCUUCGCACUAUCGGUUCCAUGUGGAGCAUCUGCAGUCUGACGAUUACAGCAAAGACAAGGAUGCCCCAGCACUGAUCGGUGAAUUGGACUCUUCAGGUAGCCUGAACGCUCACGCUCUGGUGCAUCUCACUGAGCGUGUACGCGCGAGGACCGUCUUCCAGACUCAGCAGUCCCAAUUUUUAACGUGGCAGUUUGAGACCGAGUACAGAGGGAAUGACUUCACUGCCGCUGUGACAGUAGCUAACCCAGACGUCCUCAGAGAGUCAGUCAUCCUUGUGGCACACUUCCUGCAGAGUGUGUCUUCUGGGCUGGUGUUAGGAGGAGAGCUGGUUUACCAUCGCGGCAGAGCUGAGGAAGGAGGAAUUCUUACUUUGGCUGGACAGUACUCGCGACCAAACUGGGUGGCUACGCUGAAUGCAGGAAAAGGAGGUGCCCACGCCAGCUACUAUCACAGAGCAAACAAACAGAUCCAAGUAGGAGUGGAGUUUGAAGCCAGUACUAGGACACAGGAGACCACAGCCUCGUUUGGGUAUCAGAUGGAACUCCCAGAGGCCAACAUGGUGUUUCGAGGUAUGAUAAACAGUCGGUGUAUAAUCGGAGGUGUGUUGGAGAAGCGCCUGACCCCGCUCCCUGCCACCUUGAUCAUGGGUGCCUUUGUAAAUCACAGAGGUGACAAGCUGCAAGUGGGGCUCGGUGUCAAUGUGGGAUAAUCCUCCACUAACCCCUGCUGGUAAUACAGCCCAACGUGGGGAGGACCGUCCAGGGACCUGUUUGAGAGGCUUCACAAUCACCCGACCUUCCAAGGUUUAUUUACUUUGGUAAAACACUUGGAACCAGCAGAGUAUUGUGGAUUUUUUUUGGGGGUGUUGAAGCCCAAAAUGUUUCCUUAAUUUGAUGCAUCUAAUCUUGCAACCUACCUCUCGAAAUGGUGAUGAUGUUCUCUGAUGGGCGACAUGAGGAUUACAUAGACUGGAUUAACAUUUGAGGGGCUCCACAUGUGACUUGAGAUAAGUUUUUCUUAUCAGACAGACCUUCUUGGACAAUGGAAACAGAAAGGAUAAGAGACAUACUGUACUUUCAUGUGAAAAUAAAUGAAAAUUUUGUACUGUAGCUAGACAUAGAAGAAAAUGUAUGUUUAUAGAUCGCAUUCAAAGCUAUUUAUGUUUUUAUGUUUUAGACCAUUAACUAGGAUUUGCGUAUAUCUGACCUGGAUGUUGACAAUUUUUUACAGCACAUUAUUGUGGUUUGUAAGAGUAAUACAUGAUUUUUCCCAUCAUCCAGGCAGCCACUGGUUUAUAUACGUGCCAGUGUAAUUUGAAAAAUAAGCAACACUGACUCAGUGCAAGGCAAAAUGCUUGAAUGCACCAACAUGGAUGAGGUUUGAAAGAGUUUCUGCCCCACAGUAUUACAACAUGAUGGUAACAGAGGAAAAAUAAAGCCAAUUAAAAAUUCAAUGAUUUAUUAUCUUCAGAUAGUUUCAGUGAGAUGGUUUUCACCAAGUAAAUCUCUAGAGGAUUAAUUUAAAAAACAAGUGUUCAGCAGGGACUUAGUAAUUAGUCUUAGUAAAUGGGUCAUGCUGAAACAUUGUAUGAACCCUAAAACCGUGUGUUUGAUUCUGUUUAAUUGCCAUCUAUUCUUUGCCAGGGUAUAAAAGUAUUUGAGUGCUACCCACACGAACAAAUGAACCGUUGCGUGUCAUGUACUAACUCCAGUGAGGGUAGUGUGAGUGGCUGUGCUCUGUAACUCCAUUCAACCAGAACUGUACUGUAUGUAUAUAGAUGAAGAUCAUGUGGAAACACUGACCUGUAUGCAAACUGCACUACCCACGCUGCUUCUGGGCAUUUCCAGUCCUAUUUAAAAAAUUAAAUGUUUCAUAUAUAUCAUUUAUACAUAAUGUAAUAUAAGCAUGGAGAGAGGUGGAGGGGGAUGACUGUAUU